AGAAAGUGGAAAACAUCAUACAGCUUUCCAGCUGUGUAAAUGGUGUUUUGUGUUUAUUCGUCUUUAUAUUUGCGACAAUUCUUGUGUCACUGGCGUCAUUGAAGUAGUUCCAAGUGAAACUUCGUUAAUUAUCUAAAGGACAAAUAUCUAAUCAAAUCAAACAAAAUGGCCCCAAAGCAGAGGAUGCGUAUCGCCAACGAAAUCGCCAGCAAAAACAUCACCAUGAGGGGGAACGUACCAAAAACCACCAAGGAAAAAGAUGACCAGUACCCCGUCGCGCCGUGGCUCCUAGCGCUCUUCAUCUUCGUAGUGUGCGGCUCAGCUGUCUUCCAAAUCAUCCAGUCCAUCAGGCUUGCCUAAACCGACCCCCACCUGACUGAUAGUAAGACCUUGGCUUGAUAUGGAUUCCAAAGAUACACGUGAUGGCAUAUCGAAAAACUGGGAUUUUUUAGUUCACCACUUUGGGUGUUUGCUUUUUGGCCAGUGUUGCCAGCUGGCAAAAUAAUUUGAACCAAAGUGAUUUCAUGACAUUUUAUAUUCUGUUUUAUUGUAAAAUGGGACAGAUUUAUGUCAUAACUGUUUGUUAAAUUUAAUUGUAUGUUUUCAACGGUGCAUUGUUUUUGUCAUGCUUUUUGUGCAACAUUAGUUUUUUUAAGUGAUACAUCUGUAUAUAUCAACUCAUCGGUUUUUUUGUCAUGUAUUUGUAUAUUUGGUGAAUCGGACUUGCGAAGUCUCGGAAUCAUUUCAAGCCUUGAGUUUUGUAGAUAAUUAUAUAAUUUGUGUGCUAGAGAUCUUAAAGGUAUACUUAACAGUCUUUAGUGCACUCACCCCUGCGCAUUUCUAAUCUUAUGUAGCUUCUAAAGUUACAUUGUUUUAAAAUUAUUUUUUAUUUUCAAGCGCAGUUUUUUUACCAACUUUAUAAUCUCAAGUAACGAAAACAUAAUUGUACGUACUCUAUUCUUGUAUAUUGUAAAAUAAAAUUGAAAUUUUAAUAUUAAGGUGAAAAUCAAAGCAUUUAGACGUUUAAUUGUUGUUGAUUUCCAUUCCCGAUUCCAAUCGAGACUUAGUGUUGAACGCACAAGGCAUAAUUUCCAUGCAAAAUUAUGUUUUAUUUUAAAACCAAUAUAGUCCAAUUUUAAUAUUGUAU
Ostrinia furnacalis (Asian corn borer) is the source of this 1147-nucleotide messenger RNA. Its product is annotated as stress-associated endoplasmic reticulum protein 2. Gene Ontology annotation, biological process: endoplasmic reticulum unfolded protein response. Gene Ontology annotation, cellular component: endoplasmic reticulum. The record is from RefSeq and is a predicted model, not a curated record. The transcript has 3 exons. The coding region runs from base 166 to 360 and encodes 64 amino acids. Lineage: Eukaryota; Metazoa; Arthropoda; Insecta; Lepidoptera; Crambidae.